Molecule: messenger RNA, 1497 nt
Organism: Plasmodium malariae
Lineage: Eukaryota; Apicomplexa; Aconoidasida; Haemosporida; Plasmodiidae
Product: conserved Plasmodium protein, unknown function
Exons: 1
Coding region: 1-1497 (498 amino acids)
Source: RefSeq, a predicted model, not a curated record
AUGAAAUACGUUCCACCACACUCACGGGUUCACACAGAAACCAAAGAAAAACAAGAAGCGACACAAGAAAAAGCGGAACAAGAGAAAGAGAAUGCUGAAACGAUAAAUGAAGAAAAGGGAAAUGAAAGUGAUACAUCUGUAGCAGGAGAUGAUUUUGAAAUAGUUCUAAAUAGCGUUGUUAUUAGUAAUAUAUCCAAAAAUAAGGACUUACGUGGAGAAUUAUUAGGUUAUUAUAUUAAAAAUAAUGAAGAUAACAAAAAAAAAUCGAAAAAAAAAAAAAAAAAGGGAAAGGGUAAUAAUGCGGAUGGAUAUAAUGAUGAUCACGAUGGAGGAGAUGAAGAUGCAGAGGACGAAGAGGAUGAAGAUGAUGAUGACGAUGAUGCGAAUCAACAAGAUGAAGAAGACGAUAUGGAAGAAUAUGAUAAUGAAAAUGAUGAUAAAAAAAGAAAAAAGAAAAGAGAUGGUACCUCUAAUAAAGAUCAAAAAAAAAAUAAAAGGAAUGAUUUGAAAAAAUUAAAUACAGUAGAAAUUAAUCAAUCGUUUUGUGUUUGUAAUAUUGAAGAUAUAUGUAUUGACAAAAUUUCAAAAUUAACAAAUAGGUAUCAAAUAUCUAAGCAAAGAUAUAAUGAGUUAUUAAAUAAUUUAGUUUUAUAUUUUAAUAAAAAUAAAUAUGAAGAAGAUGGAGAAAAAUACAUAAGUGAAGUUAAUAACUAUUAUGACGAUUAUGUAAAUAUUAUGGCAGAGCUAAAUUUCGAAACAACAUCUUUUGGUUUUUAUAUCAAUGUUUGUGAUAUUAAAAAAAAAGAAGUGUUAGCAACGUUAUUAUUAUGUUCUCUAAUUAAUAAGAAUUCAUUUGUUUUAUGUUUUGGGGAAAAAUAUGGAAAAUUAAUUUUCUCAGCUUACAAAAUAGAUGUAGAUGUUGUAUUUGAAAUUAAGAAUCAAAUAAAGAAUUCUACCUUCACGCAGUUUAGUGAUAUAUUAAAUGUUGAGUUAAAUAAAAGGGGACUAAAUAGUAAAAAUAUAUUACAAAGGAUACCUAUACGUAUUAAGAAUUCAAUUAUAAAUUCGUUAUUUUUAAAGGUUCUGAAAAAUAAAAAUAAAAAUUUCGUUUCAACAAUGGAUUAUCUAAACACGUUAGAGGUAGAUUCUUUAGAAAGUCAUAUUCAGGAUACGUGCAAAUCUUUAGAAAUGUUAAAAACAGAACAAGAAAAAAUUAUUAAAUAUAAAAAAGACGUAUUCAAACAAUUGCAAACACAAAAAAUUUAUCAAGAAAAGAAAAAAUUAGAAAAAGAGAAAAAUAAAAUUGAACAUGAUAAUUUAGAUGCAAACGAAGAAGAUAUAAAUCUACAAAACAUAUUCAAAAGUAUUCCUCAACCAUCUUUAUUAUUUCCGUAUGUCUUAACUAUGAGUAACAAUUUACUGAAUGAUAAUAUUAAUAACUUAUGUAGUCAUGCUAUUGCCAAGUCUUAUCUAUACUACAGAAAUGCGAAACCGUGA